Molecule: messenger RNA, 2621 nt
Organism: Hyaloscypha bicolor E
Lineage: Eukaryota; Fungi; Ascomycota; Leotiomycetes; Helotiales; Hyaloscyphaceae
Product: glycoside hydrolase family 3 protein
Exons: 7
Coding region: 121-2559 (812 amino acids)
Biological process (GO): glucan catabolic process
Molecular function (GO): beta-glucosidase activity
Source: RefSeq, a predicted model, not a curated record
GACAAGCGGGAUUCGGUUCCAGCAGGUUAUGUAGCAGCUCCCUACUACCCGGCUCCGCCAGGAGGAUGGGUUUCAAGCUGGGCAGCAGCUUACGCAAAAGCUCAGAAAGUUGUCGCAAACAUGACUUUGGCUGAGAAGGUCAAUUUGACAACAGGAACAGGAGAACUGAUGGGGCCGUGCGUGGGUAACACCGGCUCUGCGCUUCGAUUUGGGAUCCCAAGUCUCUGCUUGCAAGAUUCCGCCCUGGGCAUUGGUGCCACGGACAACAUUACUGCUUUUCCAGCAGGAAUCACAGUUGGUGCUACUUGGAACAAAGCUUUGGCAUAUGCGAGAGGAGUUGCUUUGGGUGCAGAGGCUCGAGGAAAGGGUGUCAACAUCCAGCUUGGUCCUGUUGUUGGUCCAAUUGGCAGGAAGCCGAGGGGGGGAAGGAAUUGGGAAGGUUUCGGGGCGGACCCUGUGCUUCAAGCGUGGGGUGGUGCUGAGACGGUCAAGGGGAUUCAAGCUAAUGGUGUUAUUGCAACGAUAAAACAUUUCAUCGGCAAUGAGCAGGAAGCAUAUCGGAUGGAUAUCAUUCCUCAUGGUUUGAUGAAGGCGAUCAGCAGCAAUAUCGAUGAUCGGACCCUUCACGAACUUUACUCUUGGCCUUUUGCAGAAGCUAUUAGAGCUGGUGUUGGAGCAGUAAUGACGUCUUACAACGAUGUGAACGGAAGCGCUUCCUCUCAGAAUAGCAUGAUGAUCAAUGGAAUUCUCAAGGAUGAGUUUGGAUUUCAAGGGCUCGUGAUGACCGACUGGCUUUCUCAAAUUGGAGGUGUUAGCUCUGCUCUUGCUGGCUUAGAUAUGGCUAUGCCCGGCGAUGGUGCUAUCCCAUUUCUAGGCCUUGCGUACUGGGCUUACGAGCUCUCCACUAGCGUUCUAAAUGGCACGGUUCCCCUCAAUCGCUUGAAUGACAUGGUGACGAGGAUUGUAGCUACCUGGUAUCAGCUCGGACAAGAUCAAGACUAUCCACUUCCAAACUUCUCCGCCAACACUGCAGAUCCCACUGGUCUUUGCUACCCAGCAGCUUUAUUUUCACCAACCUGCGUCACAAAUCAAUACGUCAAUGUUCAAGCAGACCAUGCAAAAGUUGCAAGGAACGUCUCAAGAGAAGCUAUAACCUUAUUGAAAAAUGUCAACAACGCCUUACCACUCUCUACGAGUGCAUCUUUGAAGAUCUUUGGUUCAGAUGCAGAGAAUAACCCGGCAGGCCCGAAUGCUUGCAAUCAACGGAGCUGCAAUACAGGAAUCCUUGGCAUGGGAUGGGGAAGUGGCACCGCAAAUUAUCCCUACCUUGAUGCACCAAUUGAUGCCAUCAAACGCAAGGCAGCGAACGUGACCUAUUACUCAAGCGACUCGUUCCCUUCCGGCCUCACUGCAGCAGCUGGUGAUAUUGCUGUUGUUUUUGUAACAAGUGAUUCCGGGGAAAAUCAAUACACGGUCGAAGGAAACGAUGGUGAUCGCUCAUCGAGCGGGCUGUAUACCUGGCACAAUGGAGACGCGCUAGUUGAAGCCGCUGCGGCCAAAUACGCUACGGUCAUUGUUGUUGUCCACACCGUCGGCCCAAUUCUCGUCGAAAAUUGGAUUGAUCUCCCUUCUGUUAAAGCAGUGAUAUUCGCUCACCUACCAGGUCAAGAGGCCGGAGAUUCCUUGACGGACAUUCUCUUUGGAGAAUACUCUCCCAGCGGACAUCUUCCAUACUCUAUCCCAGUAGCAGAAUCAAAUUACCCAUCAUCCGUCAGUCUGUUAGGAUUCGAAUUCUUCCAAGUCCAGGAUACUUUCUCCGAGGGUCUCUACAUUGACUACCGCUACCUGAACAAGCAUUCAAUAGCCCCACGAUUCGCAUUCGGCCACGGGCUCUCAUACACAACAUUUUCCCGCACCAGUGCAACCAUCACAGCUGUCACAGCUCUUUCAUCAACCCCUCCCGCCCGAGCUCCGAAAGGUUCAACACCCAUGUACAGCACAUCCAUUCCUCCUGCCUCGGAAGUGGCCUGGCCGACAGGGUUCAACACAAUCUGGCGAUACCUUUAUCCUUAUGUUGACGAUCCUGAGUCUAUCACAGCCACGAAUACAUUCGUCUACCCUGCCGGCUACCAAACCACACCCCAACCCGAUCCUGUCGCUGGAGGUGACCAAGGCGGUAACCCAGCGUUAUGGGAUGUCAUGUUCACAAUUUCCGUUAAAGUCACCAAUACUGGCACUGUAGCAGGAAAGGAUGUCGUAAUGGUCUUCGUGCAAUAUCCCUCGGACAACCCAUGGGAUACACCGAUCAUCCAGUUGCGUGCCUUCGAGAAAACCGAUACCUUGGCGAAAGGGGCGAGCGAGGUUGUGACAUUACAGAUCACGAGGAAGGACUUGAGUAUCUGGGAUGUGGUAAGCCAGAACUGGAUCAUUCCUGUCAGCAAAACCGCACCGUUUUUGUUCUGGAUAGGAGAUAGCAGUGCGAACCUGACGUUGGCUUGUGAGAGUUUGACCAAAAUUUGUAGCGGUGGGCGAGUUUCGCCCGUCGUGGUUCCUGUGUAAGGAACGAAAAUCGGGAUGAAGCAGUAUUCGUAGUGUGAAUGGUAGUCAUAAUUCAUAUUUCC